AUGACAUCUUUUUUCAUUUCUUUCUUCUCUUUCCUUUCUUUCUUUUUUCUUCUUCUCUUUCCUUUCUUUCUUUUUUCUUCUUCUCUUUCCUUUCUUUCUUUUUUCUUCUUCUCUUUCCUUUCUUUCUUUUUUCUUCUUCUCUUUCCUUUCUUUCUUUUUUCUUCUCUUUCCUUUCUUUCUUUUUUCUUCUUCUCUCUCUCUUCUUUCCUUCUUAUCUCUCUCUUCUUCUUCUCUCUCUCUUCUUUUCUUCUUCUCUCUCUCUUCUUUUCUUCUUCUCUCUCUCUUCUUUUCUUCUUCUCUCUCUCUUCUUUUCUUCUUCUUCUCUCUCUCUCUUCUUUCCUUCUUCUCUUCCUCUCUCUCUUCUUUCCUUCUUCUCUUCCUCUCUCUCUUCUUUCCUUCUCUUCCUCUCUCUCUUCUUUCCUUCUUCUCUUCCUCUCUCUCUUCUUUCCUUCUUCUCUUCCUCUCUCUUUCUUUUCCUUUGAUAUUUUUUUCAUUUUCUUUCAUCUCCUUCUUUCUUUCCAUUCUUUUUUUUCUUUUUUUUCAUUCUUAGAUUCCUAUAUUUUCUUUAUUUAUUCAUUAUCUUUUUCCUUCCUUUGUUCUUUUCUUACACGCUUUUGUUUCCUUUCUUCGUUCUUUUUCUUUCUUUGCUUAUUUUAUUUUCCUUUCUUUCAUUUUACAAAUAUUCUCAGCACUUUUAAAAAAAAAAUCUUUUCGUUUUUCUUUUUUUAUAUAAACAGUUAUUUCUCUCCAUCUUUUAAUUCUUUCUGUCUUUCGUACACUCUCCUUUUUAUACUUCCAUUUUUCUGUUUUUCUUUCUCUCGAUUUUUCUCUAUUUCUAUCCCUUUCGUUCUUACGAUAUCACUUACUUUUUCCUUCUCACUCUCUUGCUUUCUUCGCACAGUUCCUCCCGCAACACACACACACGCACUCUCUCUCUCUCUCUCUCUCUCUCUCUCUCUCUCUCUCUCUCUCAAACCAUUUCCGCGUUUAUCGUAUUAG
Acanthosepion pharaonis is the source of this 999-nucleotide messenger RNA. The record is from the annotation of a GenBank genome assembly. NCBI's taxonomy places the organism in Eukaryota, Metazoa, Mollusca, Cephalopoda, Sepiida, Sepiidae.